This is a messenger RNA of Ipomoea nil (Japanese morning glory), 3656 nucleotides long. Its product is annotated as autophagy-related protein 18h-like. Gene Ontology annotation, cellular component: cytoplasm. The record is from RefSeq and is a predicted model, not a curated record. Gene Ontology annotation, biological process: autophagy; response to starvation. The transcript has 9 exons. Gene Ontology annotation, molecular function: protein binding. Bases 396 to 3365 code for a protein of 989 amino acids. Lineage: Eukaryota; Viridiplantae; Streptophyta; Magnoliopsida; Solanales; Convolvulaceae.
GACAUUAGAGGUCAGUUUAUAUUUCUGGAAAACUUGAUUCGCUUACACUGGAGAGUCUCCGAGAUCAAUGAGAGAGGGAGAGAAACCACAGUGUUAAAGGUCAAAGACAAAAGACAGCAAAAUUAACACACAGCCAAAAAAUACUCGCCGGCGUUAUACGCGCCAUUCUUGUUCCCGUUGUCCGUUUGAUUUUAAUGCUUUAUCAUCUGAUCGUCAAUUCGCGUCAGCAGCAUCGCUCUGCAGAGGACGGCGGCGGCGGUUGCGAUGAAGAGCCAUUGCUGACAUCAUCAGCAGAAGCUGCAGAACGACAACUAGUUCCUAAAUUUUCCUUCAUUUUCUCCGGCGACGACCGGUGAGAUUUUCGAGAGUUUUACCCCACUGUAGUGAAUAUUAUUAUGAAGAAAAGCCAAAGCAUCGGUAACAGUAGUAGCACGAAUCGCAAGGCUAAGAAUGGGACAAAUGGAUUUCUUCCGAAUUCCCUCAAGUUCAUAUCCUCUUGCGUCAAGACGGUUUCAUCUAAUGUGCGCUCCGCAGGAGCCUCCGUAGCCAGCUCCAUCUCCGCAGCUGCUUCCGAUUCAGAUGAUCAUCGCAAGGAUCAGGUUCUCUGGGCUUGCUUUGACAAACUAGAAUUAGGUCCUUCAUCCUUCAGGCGAGUCCUGCUUGUCGGUUAUUCUAAUGGUUUUCAAGUUCUAGAUGUUGAAGAUGCAUCUAAUGUUUGUGAACUGGUUUCAAGGAGGGAUGAUCCAGUAACAUUUCUACAGAUGCAGCCCAUACCUGCAAUGUCCGAUGGUCCUGAAGGAUUUAGAAACUCACAUCCCAUGCUCUUGGUUGUGGCAUGUGAUGAAGCAAUUGAUUCCAUUCCAGCAGAACGCUGGAGAGAUGGCUUUAUUGAGCCUCAGACAGGAAACAUUCUUAACCCACCUUCUACUGUUCGCUUUUAUUCUCUGCGCUCCCAUAAUUAUGUUCACAGUCUGCGAUUCCGGUCUACUGUAUAUAUGAUUAGGUCCAGUCCACAAAUACUGGCUGUUGGACUUGUAGCACAAAUCUAUUGCUUUGAUGCUGUUACACUAGAGACUAAGUUCAGUGUACUAACAUAUCCCAUGCCUCAGUUGGGUGGCCAGGGGUUCACUGGGGUUAAUAUUGGAUAUGGUCCCAUGGCUGUAGGUCCAAGAUGGUUAGCCUAUGCUUCAAAUAAUCCAAUACUAUCAAACACAGGACGAUUAAGCCCACAAAGUCUUAGUCCUUCUCCAGGUGUUAGCCCCUCUACAUCUCCUGGUAAUGGAAAUAUGGUUGCUAGAUAUGCCAUGGAGUCGAGUAAACAGCUAGCUGCUGGAUUGAUCAAUCUUGGAGACAUGGGCUACAAGACUUUGUCAAAGUAUUGUCAUGAGAUUCUUCCUGAUGGUUCUAGUUCACCUGUGUCAUCAAGUACUAGCUGGAAAGGUGGAAGGGGUGGUGCCAUUCAUUUGACUGACAUAGAUGCUGCUGGGGUGGUUAUGAUUAAGGAUUUUGUAUCCCAAGCUGUUAUUUCACAAUUUAGGGCCCAUACAAGCCCCAUAUCUGCUCUAUGUUUUGACCCUAGUGGCACUCUUCUUGUUACUGCCUCCACAUGUGGGAACAAUAUAAAUGUAUUCCGGAUAAUACCUUGCUCUCAAAUUGGAUCGGGCACACAGGGCAACAAUUGGAGUUGUUCUUAUGUCCACUUGUACAAGCUCCAUCGAGGCGUGACUCCAGCUGUGAUACAAGACAUCUGUUUUAGUUCCUAUAGUCAGUGGGUAGCUAUUAUUUCAUCCAGGGGCACAUGCCAUAUAUUUGUUCUAUCCCCUUUUGGUGGUGAGACUGGACUGCAAUUACAAAAUUCUCCAGUUGAUGGUCCAAGUCUAGUACCUAUUCUAUCUCUGCCAUGGUGGUUUACUUCAUCUUUCUUGACAACCCAUCAGUCUUCUACUCCACCUGCAGCUAUUACACUGUCUGUUAUUAGCAGGAUAAAAAAUUCAUCUGCUUGGAUGAAUACUGUGAGCAAUGCCACAUCUACAGCAGGAAAGGCUCCAGUGCCUUCUGGUAUUGUUGCUGCUGUUUUUCAUAACUGCAUAAGCCAUGAUGUGCACCCUGCUUCACUAAGUUGUAAUGCUUUAGAGCAUCUAUUAGCCUUCACUCGUAGUGGUCAUCUAAUUCAAUAUGCACUGAGGACUUCCCUUGGUGGAGAUCAGGGUGAUUCUUCUUUUAGAACUUGGACAGGUUCCUCAAUGCAAAUGCAUGAGGAUGAACUGGGUGUGAAGGUUGAGCAUGUUCAAUGGUGGGAUGUUUGCCGAAGAGCAUAUUGGCCUGAAAGAGAGGAGCAUGUUCAGGGGAUUAAGCUUAGUACCCGAGCAGCUGUUGAUGCAGUAAUGGGUACUUCUGCUAGUGAAGAUGCUUAUAUGGAAGGCAAGGAGUUUGUCAAGCUACAUGAUCAUUCUCACUGGUACCUUUCCAAUGCAGAGGUGCAGUUGAGGUCUGGGAGGGUACCUCUUUGGCAGAAGUCAAAGAUAUACUUCUAUACUAUGAGUCUCCCCAAAGGGUUUGAAGAGCAGUAUCUUAGUCAAAGUUAUGGCUGUGAAGAGAUUGAAAUUGAGAGGUUUCCUGUCAAUGAGGUGGAAACAAGACGCAAUGAUUUGCUGCCUGUGUUUAACCAUUUUCAUAGGAUUUGCACAAAUUGGAAUGAUGAAAGGAGUUCCUUUGAUGAUAGAAUUUCUGCUACACAAUAUGCCUCUUCUAUUGGUAUGGGGAUGUCAGAAGAUGCUGCUUUUAAUGCUAAUGUAGUCUCAGCUUGUUCACUCCAAAAGUCCCAUACCGGCUCUCAGCAAACAUCUGAUGUAGAUAAAGUGGAUAUAAAGUCCAUGUCAUAUCUGCAAAAUGACCUGUUGGAUGAGGAUGAUGGAGUGAGGGUAUCAGGUUCUAUUUUAACCCCAAUGAUGCAAAACCAGAUUUCCUCUACUCCCGAGUUAUCCACAAAUAUUAUGUCUUCCCUUGAGGAAAGUUAUGCUGUAAAUAGUCCAACUUUCCCGGAUAGUGGAGGAACGUGUGCUAGGGAUUCUCAGUCUUCAAGCAGUGCUGUCACUAGUGAAGGUUCCAACUCAAGUUCUAAUCGUUCUGAUACAAGUAUGAACAUUAUUGAUGAAGGGCCAGGUCAUGAAGAUAUGUGCGACUGCAUUGAUUUUGGGCAGUAUUUUCAAGAGGGGUACUUUAAAGCUGCAACUGAUAACAAAUCUCUUAAAUUAGCAGAAGUGAUUACUGAUAUUGAUAGCAGCAAUAAUUGUGCCUGUGAGAAAGAGAAAGCCGAAGAUGACUUGCUCGGAGGUGUAUUUGACUGUUCUGAAGGAGGCGUGUGAACUUGGUGGGUUGGCACUUGACUUGAUGAUCCUAACUCUAUGACAGUUAUUGUUCAUUGUUUUGGCGUUGUAUAAGCUUUGGUAGAGUUCAAGUGUGUGCAAUGCGUGAUUAAUGGGGGUUUGAAGAAAGGGGAAAAUGUGAUAUGCAUGUAUUCCAUUAUUUUUUACCAGCACUGAACGCCUGGUUUAUCCUUGUCUAAUUAUCUUGUACAGGUCUGUGUAUAUUAAAGUUAAUGAUGCAAAAGCUUGGAGUGCACAGGUAUGUCUAUGCUGUGUACUUUUUAUUUUUUA